This is a messenger RNA of Fusarium graminearum PH-1, 1029 nucleotides long. RefSeq lists its product as uncharacterized. Lineage: Eukaryota; Fungi; Ascomycota; Sordariomycetes; Hypocreales; Nectriaceae. The transcript has 2 exons. The record is from RefSeq and is a predicted model, not a curated record. Gene Ontology annotation, molecular function: hydrolase activity. The coding region runs from base 1 to 1029 and encodes 342 amino acids.
AUGACAGACGAUACACACCGCAAAAUCUGGCAGCCCCUCCACCCCACUAUUCGUGACCGUCUAGAUCCCCAAUACGUCGCCUAUCAUGAGGCACAUCUACAGUAUAUCGAACCAGAUGAGAUCAAAGACUGGGAUGGUUCAACAAGAACAAAGAAGGUUUCUCUGCCUCCAGGAGGAACAAAGCCUGUUCCCGUUGGAAGUAUCGACGACUACCAUGUUGGCAGAUUCAAAGUGAGGGUUUACACUCCCACAGGCCAGUGUGAUGAGCGAGGCUGGCCUGUUCUCGUUUGGUUGCACGGCGGUGGAUGGGCAGUGGGAGGCUUAAACAAUGGCACAGAUCUCUGCUGCUGGGCUUGUGAGAUUGUCAGUGUCGACUACGGCCUCGCCCCUGAAAAUCCAUUCCCAGUUGCGGUCGAGGAUUCUAUUGAUGCCGUGAGAUGGGUUGCAUCUUGUCCAGCCCAAUUACAGAAAAUAGACACUUCCCGUAUCUCUGUUAGCGGAACUUCAUCUGGGGCCAAUUUGGCUAUUGUCGCUGCUCUCUCUGCAUCAAAUCCAGAAGCCGCUUUGCCAACAGCGCGGCCUUCACUCUCAAACACCAUAGCCCACCCUCCAGUCUCCCUACUUCUGUUCAUACCAGUUGUUGACAACACUGCUACUGUCGACGGAGUCUGGAAGCCCAAUGCAGAGGUCGCCCCUUGGCUCACACCUUCUCGGAUGGAAUGGUAUCGUAAGCUCUAUUUUACCCAAGACGAACAUCGCUCAAGAUGGGACGCAAGUCCUAAUCUAGCACCGGAUACUCUUCUCAAGAAGCUUCCAAAGACAUGGAUAGCGAUUGCAGAGAUGGAUAUUCUUGCUACCGAGGCGUCGACAUUCAGUCAACAGUUGAAGGGAUUGGGAGUUAAUGUCGAGACCUUGUUGGUGGAGGGUGGAACCCACUCGAUUCUUUCCCUUCACGGGGUGAUAGACCGAGGAUACAAGAUGAUUGAAGACGCAAUCAAGCAUUUGCAAGAAACAUUUGGCACCGGCUAA